Xyrauchen texanus (razorback sucker) is the source of this 1791-nucleotide messenger RNA. RefSeq names its product CASP8 and FADD-like apoptosis regulator. Lineage: Eukaryota; Metazoa; Chordata; Actinopteri; Cypriniformes; Catostomidae. Gene Ontology annotation, biological process: negative regulation of extrinsic apoptotic signaling pathway via death domain receptors; proteolysis. The transcript is spliced from 10 exons. Gene Ontology annotation, molecular function: cysteine-type endopeptidase activity; protein binding. The record is from RefSeq and is a predicted model, not a curated record. The coding region runs from base 119 to 1546 and encodes 475 amino acids.
AUGUACCAUUGCGUCACGGAUUUCCAGUUGUAGGCUACUUAGUAAAAGCUGAUUUUUUUUUUUACAGAUUACCCCGUUCAACCAAAAGAAAAGCUCUCUCGAGUAAAUUUGAAGCAGAAUGUCUGGGCAGUUGCAUCAAACCAUCAUUCAAAUCAUAGAUGAGCUCAGCACCGAUGAAUGUAAGCGCAUCUGUUACCUGUGUGGGACUCUUGACACGGACACGUUCUCUGCAGAUCCCAGAGGAAUGUUACAGUCUGUGUUGUGCCAGAUAAGGAUGGAUUAUAUGUUUCUCACCGAGCUCAUUCUGAAGAUAAAACGUUGUGAUCUGCUGAGAAAUGUGCUGAGUACCAACAAGAGUACGGUUGAGGGAAUGUUAAAACAUGGACAUGCUGUAUCUGAAUACAGAUUACUGAUGGCUGAUGUCAGUGAGGAUAUAUCCACUGAAGACCUGAAGUCAUUAACAUUCUUACUGAGAGACACUUUACCAAAACAUAAACUGGAAAAUGUCCAGAGUUUUUUAGACAUUGUGGUGGAUCUGGAGAAGCUCGACCAGCUCUCCAGUGAGAAGAUGGACAUGAUCGAACACUGCCUGAGGUCCAUUCACAGGGUUGAUCUAGCUAAAAAGAUCAGCCGUUACCAGCAGAGAGGAUUAAUGGCAAACCAAGGGACUUCCCCAUCAGACAGACUGAAACUCGACCGAUGCAGAAAGGCAUCUGAGAAUAACCCAUUUGGUUUGUCAUCAGUUUCCAGCAAUGUUUGGCAGGUUCCUAAACUCUGUGAUAAGAAGACAGCUGUGAAGAAAGAAGCAAGUAGCUCCUGUUUCCAGCAGCAGGAUGAAGUAUACAGUAUGCAGAGCGAUCCCAGGGGAGUGUGUUUAAUCAUAGACUGUGUCGGCACUGAAGGAGACCAGCUGGCAAAAACAUUUAAGGGCUUACACUUCCAUGUAAUCAUGCACAAGCUGCUGAGUGUCAGAGACAUGCUGUCCACUCUGACGGAAGUGGCCCGACAGCGGGAGCACUACAAGACAUGUGUGUUUGUCUGCUGCAUUAUCAGCCGAAGCCACUCGUCAGACCUGCUGGCCACUGACUCCCAUGGCCCAGGACUGAGCCUGGACACAAUCAGGCACUUGUUCACCCCAACCUCAUGCCCUAGCCUGGCAGGCAAGCCUAAACUCUUCUUUAUCCAGAGCUAUGAUGUAUCAGAGCCUCAGGGGUGUGCUGGGUAUAUGGGGUGUGGAGAUCUGGAAGAUUUGGAGACAGAUGGGCCUGUCACCUACUGCAGGGCGAGAACUGUCCCAGCUGAUGCAGAUAUCUUCUGGAGCCACUGCUGGACUGGAGGGAAGAAACUGGAGAUACCAAACCACCAGUCUGUGUACCUGCAAGCUCUGCGAUCCUCCUUAACUGAGGGACAGAAAAGGAGGACUCAUUUGGUAGAUGUGCACAUGGUGGUGAAUCGUGCAGUAUUUGAGCACAAUAACAAAUCUUCAGAUUUCUCUUACUAUUUAAAUCUAAGACACACUCUGAGGAAAAAUGUCUAUUUGUCAUGAUUAUGAACCCUUAUGUUUAAACGUUAGUGGGGUUAUGCAUAAGUAAAGGUACUAUAGAUGUGUAUGCCAGAACAUGUCAAAUGAUUAAGUCAGGGUUUUUUUUAUUUUUAUUUUGAUGUCAUCUUCCAAAUAUAAUGAUCCAACUAAAAAAAAUGACCAACCUUCCUAAAACAUAAAGGUAGUUAAAAAUUUUCAUAUAUAAAGACCAAUUUGUACUGUAUGAGAAAAUAAUGUGUAGUAUUAUA